GCUGUCAGUCGUUCAUUCUCUCACUACAUUGACAUUCGUUGAAACCCGAUUCUCGCGAGUCACUCAUUCCCUCGCGUGAGCCAGCCAUUCUUUGCUUCCAGUCUGUCCUUACCACUCCCCCCCAAAAGGCACAAUGGCAAGCAAGCUUGCACACACUCUUUUCACCAUCGCGAGCGUGGGACUCCUCGCCUCCGCCCAGCUCGCCGUGGACACCACGCCCGUGACGGCCGCCGCCUCCGUCGAGACGGUCUCCAUGAUCGACGCCUCAGGCCUGCCCAUCACGACCGUCUCCGACGCCGCCGACAACGCCUGGUACAUCCCACUGACGGGGCCCGCCAGCGCCGCGACCGCCGCCUGGGGCGCGAGCGCGCACAUCCACAGCGACGCCGCCGCGCUGCUGCCCAUCACCUUCGGCACGGCACCCACCAGCACCCCCACCGUCCACAAAACCAGAAGCCUCUCCCAGGAAACCAGUGCCUUACCCACGGCAACCGUCUCCCCGAUCGGCAGCCCCUCCGGCGACGAAUCGACGACCUCCUCCCUCGAACUCGCCCUCAACCCCGAAUCCAACGCCCUCCUCCUCGGCGCCGACACCACCCUCACCAUCUCGACCACGGUGAUCGCGACAGCCGAGAACCCCACGAACAUCAGCACGACGAACCUGACCACCCUACCGGUUGGCAUGAACCUAGGGUUCGGGACACAAUGGCCCGGCGCCCUCGUCUUCGGCGGCAACUACGACGCGAAUCGCAUCUGGAACGAAUCGCACUGGCAGACGACGCCGGAGACGAGCGCGGGCAAUUCAACAUUCACCCGAACCGGCACGCAGCUGCUCAGCAGCGGCGUCCAGCUCAAACUCUACCCCACGCCAGACCCCACAGCCAACACGAACACCAACGCAACCUACCCCUUCGACACCGCCGCCGCCCCAACAACCACAUCAGCCACCCUCCCCGCGACCCUGAAUUUCACAGCCGAGACCCUCACGGUCCCCGACGCGAGCUUCUGCGCCCGCAAUUUUAGUGUGGUCUUCAACCCGGACAGCGCGACCUACCCGCUCUUCGAGAUCCCCGUCUGGGCGGAUCUGGUGCCGGCGGGGCAGCGCUGUGUUGUGGGUAGUGGGGAGGAGAUCAUCCUGGGGAGACCGUUUUUCCAGGCGGCGUAUGUGUAUAUCACGGACGUCGGGGAUCUGUAUUUCAGUUCGAUCCGGAGGGAUGGGGGGGUCGGGGUCGCGCCGAAGGAGUUUGAUUUGCAUGCGGUGUUGGGGGCAGGGAAGGGGGGGGAUGUGUAUGCUAAUGCUACGGCGGAAGAGGCCGGGGCGGAGAGGAGUGUGGUUUCGGGGGAGGGGAGGGUUACUAUCACAUGUAGUGUCUGGAUGGUUGUUGCUGUGGGGGUGGUGGUGGGGUGGGUGGUUUAG
Aspergillus uvarum CBS 121591 is the source of this 1417-nucleotide messenger RNA. RefSeq lists its product as uncharacterized. The record is from RefSeq and is a predicted model, not a curated record. The transcript has a single exon. Bases 134 to 1417 code for a protein of 427 amino acids. NCBI's taxonomy places the organism in Eukaryota, Fungi, Ascomycota, Eurotiomycetes, Eurotiales, Aspergillaceae.